Molecule: messenger RNA, 12041 nt
Organism: Syngnathoides biaculeatus (alligator pipefish)
Lineage: Eukaryota; Metazoa; Chordata; Actinopteri; Syngnathiformes; Syngnathidae
Gene: bach2b
Product: BTB and CNC homology 1, basic leucine zipper transcription factor 2b
Exons: 5
Coding region: 1080-3530 (816 amino acids)
Biological process (GO): regulation of transcription by RNA polymerase II
Molecular function (GO): DNA-binding transcription factor activity, RNA polymerase II-specific; protein binding; RNA polymerase II cis-regulatory region sequence-specific DNA binding
Source: RefSeq, a predicted model, not a curated record
UGUGUGAGGUCGUUAGCUGCAUUAAGACACCUGUCCACCCCAUAUAAUCAGUAAGACUCAAACUUGUAACAUGGCCAAGACUAAAGAGCUGUCCAAAGACACCAGAGACAAAAUUGUACAACUCCACAUUGCUGGAAAGGGCUACGUAGAAAUUGCCAAGAUGCUUGGUGAAAAAAGGUGGGACAACUUGCACUAUAGCAGGGUGUUCAAAUACUUGCUUUCUUCACUGUACAUGUGCUCUUGUACAACAAAACUCGAGGUUAGUACGAUUUUUACCAGCCGGAAAAAUAUUGUCAGAUAUACUAGUUAGACAUUUAUUAAAUGGGACAAAAAAGGAAGGAAAGACACCAGUUCAAGUUUGACAACUCGCGAGGAGAGAUGAGAGGAAUUGUCUCGUACAAUUCACCACUGGAUUCUGAUUUUCCUCUCUUCGCCACCUUUAGUUACAUAUUUGGUUUCAAAUGCCCCUUAUUUACAUGGAUGUUACAAAAAGGAGACGGGAGCAAAACAUCGUUGGAAACAAAGUGUAUUUGUUCAUGUGCGUGUGUGUAUGUGCAUGUGUGUGGAAGAUUGCUGAGUACAUGUGUGGUCAAGUUUGUAAUUUUCUUUAACAGACAUCAAGUGCUCCUGGUUCAAACAGAUUAGCUGUUCUUGUUCCUAUGCUAUUUCCUGUUAAGCGGCUGGCAUGUGACCUAAAGCAGAGCAAAACAUUUCUUCAUUGCAAGCAGAUAUAUGAUAAAUAUAUUCACAAUUAUUCUUUCAAAUAUACAGUAUUAUAUUUGUUUAUUUAUUAUGACCAUAAUACUUUUUGCCAAUUGGAAUAUAAAUGAAUGUAAUUCAUUAUGAAAGACACGCGAGUCAUUUUGCAUUUUGCCUACUUUGUGAACUGAUUGAACUGGAUGACUUCACAAAGAUGGAUUGUUUCACAAAAUUUUUGACAUUUUCAUUUGAAAAUCCUUGUUUCAUGAAAAUUUCUCUCUAUAAGAAGUGAUAUUUCAACAUGGAAUGGGUCUGACCUUGAGCAGCUCGACAAUGAUACAGAAAAAACAACCACAGAAAAUGGACAAAAGGCUAGAUUGAUGCAGAAGUGUGCAGUUCUGAGUAAACUGCAGGUUGUGAGCGGAAUGUCCGUGGAUGAGAAACCUGAAGCCCCCAUGUAUGUGUAUGAGUCAACAGUUCAUUGUACCAAUAUCCUCCUCUGCCUUAAUGACCAGCGGAAUCAGGACAUCCUGUGCGAUGUGACAGUCCUAGUGGAGGGCAAGGAGUUUCGCGGGCAUCGGGCCGUGCUGGCUGCCUGCAGCGAGUAUUUCCUUCAGGUGUUAGUUGGUCAGGCAGAGAAUGGCUUCAAGGUCAGCCUUCCUGAAGAGGUCACUGCUAGAGGAUUUGCCCCAUUGUUGCAGUUUGCCUACACUGCCAAGCUAUUGCUCAGCAAAGAAAACAUUCAAGAGGUCAUCCACUGUGCCGAAUUCCUACGCAUGCACAACUUAGAGGAUUCAUGCUUUCGUUUUCUGGAGGCUCAGUUGUGUAGUGAGGACAGCUUGCUGCACAAUGUGGCGUCUGAAGCUAUGAACUCGGAGAAUGAAAGCGUGCAGUCAGUAACUGAAAGGUCCUCCUCCCCAAGUAUUCAAUGUGCUGAUGGUCUUGCCUCCUUUCAAUGUCCAGGUGAGGAUCCCCCAGCAAUGACUUUACCAAGUAACUUCCCAGAUGGUAGAUUGAACUUUGAUCGACAUAGAGGAUCAGACCUGCCACGAUGCCCUAAGUACAGGAAAUACCAGUGGGCUUGCAACAAGCACAAUAAUGAUUUGUCCUCACACACCAGUACCUCAGGUUUUCCUCGCACAAUAAAAGAGAGGACCAUUGGUGAGGGAUUAUCAGGUCAGGACAGGAUGUCUUUGACACAGAUCAAAGUUGAACCACAAGCAGAGGAUGAGGCCGUCUCAUUGUGCCUCUCGGGGGAAGAGCAGGACAUUGGGGAUAAGGAUAGUGAGUCAGCAAUGGAGAUGGAUAAUCCCAUGUCUACAGAACUACUCAAGAGAACCAAGUCAGCUUCCUGUGUCCAAGCCUUAUUUAAAAAGGGAGUGGAUCCCUCCAAUACAUCACAGCAGCUUUUUGCCAACAGGGUUGUAUGCCCCCAGGACAAGUGUAACUCUCAGGAUAAUAAAAAAGACUUCAGAGCUUUCACUGGGGAGUUCAGUUUCUCUUUGAUAUCCCCAAAGAACAAAGACAAUUUUACUGCAGGUCUAUCACUUAAAUCCACAUCCUGUGAUGAAAUCUGCAAACAAGAAAUUGAGCUUGAUCGACAAAGUGUCAUAUUUUCCUCAGGAGCCUGCAAUCGUCUUGUAACCCCAGCACAUUCCUACCCUGGUGGGAAUUCUUUUCAGAUGGAGCUUUCUGAGCACUUGCCAAAGGGAAUAUGUCCUUCAGCCAGUCAGUCGCUUCCAACCUCCCAGGGCUAUUCUCCCAGUGCCACUUCUGUUGAUCCUCCAAUACUAUUCCGCCCACAACCAAACACCAGCUGCCCUGUUCCAAUAAAAGUUUGCCCACGCUCACCACCUUGUGAGACACGCACCAGGACAUCCAGCUCCUGUUCGUCACACUCAUAUGCAGAGGAUGGGAGUGGAGGUUCUCCGUGCAGCUUGCCUCAGUUUGAGUUUUCUUCCUCACCUUGCUCCAACAUAGCCCGCUGCCUCAAUGUGGAACAGCAGGAAAAAAGUGUAAGGGGUGUCAUUUUUGACCAGGGACAACCCAAGAUAAAAUGUGAACAGACCUAUGGCACAAAUUCCAGUGAUGAGUCAGGUUCAUUUUCAGAGGGAGACAGUGAGUCCUGCGCUGUACAAGAGCGUGGCCCAGAGGUGAAGCUUCCUUUCCCUGUUGAUCAAAUCACGAAUCUUCCACGGAAUGACUUCCAAUUGUUGGUGAAAAUGCACAAGCUGACCUCAGAGCAGCUCGAGUUCAUCCAUGAUGUGAGGCGAAGGAGUAAGAACCGCAUUGCUGCACAACGUUGCCGCAAAAGAAAACUCGACUGUAUCUUGAAUCUCGAGUGUGAGAUCAGAAAACUGGUGUGUGAAAAGGAGAAGCUUCUUACGGAAAGGAACCAACUGAAGGCUUGUAUGGGAGAACUAUGGGAGAACUUCUCCUGUCUUUCCCAAGAGGUAUGCAGGGAUGUCCAGCUAAGUCCUGAGCAGGUUCAGUCAUUGCACCACUACUGCCCAGUCCUACGACCUACAAAUUCCACUGCCAGCAAUCACGCUGCCUACGAUCCCAAGCCUUCUAACAGACUUAAUACCACCAGCAACAAUUUCACUGUCUGUUUGGACUCUGCCACGCCUGAAACAAACAUUCCUGGUUCUCCUGGCCCUUUUGAAAUCAAGGAAAACGAAGAUUUGGACAGGCAAUACAUCAAGUUGUACACAAAUCCAGGGCUGACCAUGGAAAAAUACAAUAAUCAGACAGUAACGGUUGAUUUUUGCCAGGAAAUGACAGAAAAAUGUACAACUGAUGAACAGCCCCGGAAUGACUCUACAAAGUAAUGGUGUUUUGUUUUUGGUUUUUACUGUGUUUUUUUUUUUAAAUUAUUAUUUAAAUAUACUCUUGACAAACCUUCUGUCAGGGUUCCUUUUACCUAGCUCAUACCAGUGUUCAUGAAAAAACAAUAUAUGUAUACGUAUUUGGGUUUUGCUUUUGGGUGAACACUUGACACUUAAGUUGUUCCUAGUAGUAGAACUACUGUUCACAAGGUAUUCUCUCUCCUAAAGUGGGAGCUUCUCACUAAUGGUGCUAUAUUGCCCCAUCAGCAACAUGAGGGUGGAGGUGGGUAUGUGUCUUCACAUGUCAUCCAAACACAAAGGCACACAAAGAGGAACUUCAUUGGGGGAAAAGAAAUCUUUCUAUUUUAGAAGACUAUCCACAGCUCUUUGCCUUUUUUUUACGUUCCCCUUCGCUCUCUCAAUCUGGCUCCAUUUGUCUUCACUACCUCUCUGGCUCUUGUGUUUUUUUUCUCCUUUUUUUGUCUGUGACCUUUUCAUCUACAGCUAUUCAAAUCUCAGGAAAGAAACACUGAAUGUUUUAACAUAAUUCAUGAAAAAUUAAAAUACAGAUUUUAUACAUGCAGAAGUCAUGGAAUUAGACUGUAAAAUUGUUAUGCAAAAAUGUCUUUUAUUUGUAUUUCUGUCAAGGUUGUAACUGAUAACAUUCCUUUUUUUUGCCUUCUUAAGCGAUCAAUGAAAAGUUUUUGCUGGCACAUACAUAAUUUCUCUUGCUAACCAGCAGUACAUUGUUUGGAUGUUUACUUUGUGCUCAUUUGACAAAAUGUAUAUAGUGUGAAGCAUGAUUAUUGUAUCAGUGAUUUAGAUUAGUGUUUUGUUUGGGGGUUUUUUUCCCCACCAAGGAUGCAGAGGGCAUCUUAUUGCUGAGGGAAAAUCUUUGCAGUCUCACAUACAGUGCUGUGAAAAGCUGUUUGCCCAAAUAAGGUUAUCAAACAAAAAUAAUCCAGGUGAUUUUAUUUACUAGGAGAAAUCAAUUUGAAUGAGCUGUAGCUAAUCACAUUUCGUAGAACGCUGAAUUCAUUUUCGCUGACCACACCCGAGCCCAAUUCCCUCCAGACCUGUUCAAUCAAGAAAUCACACAAUUAGCACCUAAAGAACUGCAGACCCCCCUUGCUUCCAUUAAUGUCAGUUUUUAUGGCACAGCAAUUAGAAAAAGACUGGGCAAAUUUUUCCAUUUUCCGAGCCCCUUAAUUUACGAGGGUCGCAGGAGUGGUAGAGCCAAUCCCAGCUGUCAUGGGCAGGAGGCACGGUACACCCAGAACUGGUUGCCAGGCAAUUACAGGACACAUGGAGACAGACAACAGUUGCACUUACAAUCACACCUAGGGGCAAUUUAGAGUUUCCAAUUAAUGCAUGGUUUGAGGACAUGGGAGGAAACUGUAGUGCCUGGGAAAACCCACGCAGGUACGGGGAGAACAUGCAAACUCCACAUUCAACGCACUACAGCUGCGCAAGAGUGGCGCCCCAAUCGAUCGAUCGAAUCAACAAAAUUGCAUUUGAUCCCCACGCCACAACUUAGAUGAAAGUUGAAGGUAGAACUAAUAGAACUAAUAUUUGAUUUAUAUCCACCAUCCAUCUUCUACCGCUUUUCCAGCCACCAAGCAAAAAUCAGUGUUGGCCAAAAAGAUCUUAUCAUUUUUUUUUUUGGGGGGGGGGGGGGUUGACUGAUGCAUUCAUUCAUCUUUCGUCCCGCUGAUCUUUACUUGAGUCGCCGGUGUGCUAAGUCAGCUAAUCCUAGCUAACUGGGCGAGAGGCGGGGUACACCCUGAACUUGAACUUAGAUCUGAACAAAUAAUCAUUGAUUCCCAAGAAUUUGGGGAGAAUAUUAUAUGGACUGCUGAGACAAAACCCAAAAAGCAAUUCAACUUCUAAAUGGGUUACGUUUAGAGUGGCAAUUACGUUUUCACACAGGUUCAGGUAGCUUUGAAUAGUUUAUUGUAAUUAAUAAAAUAACCAUUUUACAAAGUGCAUUUUAGGUUUACCUGCAUUAUCUCUGUAUGACAGUUACACUUAAUUGAUGGUCUGAUUAAUACGUGGGGAAAUGGCAAAAAAACGGCUAAUACGGUACUUUUUCACGGCACUGUAGCAAAUACCACAACCCACCCCCCAACAUUGUGGGUGCUCUUAAUUCUCAGGAAAUCAGCGUCACAGACAUUUACAUGCAUAACGAUACACAAACAUUUCUUGACACAAGCAUGUCAAAAGGUAAGCUAAAUGUGUCCAAAUACAGUGAAGAAAGAAACUGUUUCAACACCCUGCUAUAUUGCAAGUUCUCCCACUUAGAAAUCAUGGAGGGGUCUGAAAUUUUUAUCGUAGGUGCAUUUCCACUGUGAGAGAGAUAAUCUAAAAUGAAAAAUCCAGAAAUCACAGUGUAUGAUUUUUUUAACGAUUUAUUUGUGUGAUGUAGCUGAAAAUAAAUAUUUGAACACCUGUCUAUCAGCUAGAAUUCUGACCCUCAAAGACCUGUUAGUCCGCCUUUAAAAGUCAUUUGCUGCAUAAGGAAACCUGCUCAGCCCAUACAAUCAGUAAGACUCAAACUCGUAACAUGGCCAAGCCCAAAGAGCUGUUCAAAGACACCAGAGACAAAAUUGUAUUACUUCACACAGCUGGAAAGGGCUACGGAGAAAUUGCCAAACAGCUUGGUGAAAAAAGGUUCAGUGUUGGAGCUUUCAUUAGAAAAUGGAAGAAGCUAAACGUGACGGUCAAUCUCAAUCGGAGUGGAGCCCCAUGCAAGAUAUCACCAUGUGGGGUCUCAAUGUUCCUGAGAAAGAUGAGGAAUCACCCCAGGACUAUACAGUAGGACUUGGUCAAUGACCUGCAAAGAGCUGGGACCAUCGUUUCCAAGGUGACUGCUGGUAAUAAACUAAGAUGUCAUGGUUUGAAGUCAUGCAUGGCACGGAAGGUUCCCCUGCUUAAACCAGCACAUGUCAAGUCCCAUCUUAAAUUUGCCAAUGACCAUUUGGAUGAUACAGGGGAGUGAUGGGACAAGAUUUUGUGGUCAGAUUAGACCAUAAUUUAACUUUUUGGUCAUAAUUCCUAUAAUUGUGUUUGGAGGAAGACGAAUGAUGACCUCCAUCCCAAGAACACCAUCCCAACUGUGUGACUGCGGCCAUGUAUUGUGAGAUUUUGGGGAACGACCUCUUUCCCUCAGUCAGAGCAUUGAAGAUGGGUUGUGGCUGGGUCUUUCAACGUGACAAUGACCCAAAGCACACAGCCAGGAAAACCAAGGAGUGGCUCUGUAAGAAGCAUAUCGGUUCUGGCGUGACCGAGUCAGUCUCCAGACCUAAACCCAAUCGAAAAUCUUUGGAGGGAGCUGAAACUCCUUGUUUGUCAGUGACAGCCCAGAAAGCUGUCUGAUCUAAAGAAGAUCUGCGUGUAGGAGUGGGCCAAAAUCCCUCCUGCCGUGUAUGCAAACCUGGUGAACAACUACAGGAACCGUUUGACCUUUGUAAUUGCAAACAAAGGCUACUAUACCAAAUAUUAACAUUGGUUUUCUCGGGUGUUCAAAUACUUAUUUGCAGCUGUAUCACACAAAUAAAUCGGUAAAAAAAUCAUACAUUGUGAUUUCUAGAUUUUUCUUUUUAGGUUAUCUCUCAUAGUGGACAAUGCACCUACGAUGAAAAUUUCAGAAGCCUCUAUGAUUUCUAAGUGGGAGAACUUGCAAUAUAGCAGGGUGUUCAAAUACUUUAUUUCUUCACUGUACCUGGAUCCUAAAUAUAUGUUUUCAAUUUCUUCCCUUUUCAAUAGUGAAAGUGAAAAAGGUUAUGAGGCUUGAGGAAAGAGGUUUUGUUUUUUAUUGCAUGUUUUUCUUACCAUUCUAUGAAGAAACUAUUUGGAUAUGUUUUGUUUCAGAUCACAUUAAUCCUAAAUGUAUGAGUGUUUUGGGGUCACAAUAAAGUGGGAGUUUUCCGAGAACUAAGAUGUACUAUAAGAAAACGAAAGUUGUAAUUUUACAAGAACAAACUUACAAUAUUAUGAGCAAAAAAUAACCAUUGCAGGACUUGAGUAUCUGGUUAAGUUUAACUGCAAUAACUUUAAUGACUUUAAUGAAACUGUUUCACACAUCAGUACAAUCAUUAGCGUGACAAGUUUAAUGUGAUGGUACAAAUUUUUAAGUUGGAAAAACUACCUAGACUAUCACUUUUUAUUGCAUCUGUUUGAUAAAAUUUUAAUUACUGCCUCAUUUGCUAAAAUGUUUGACUUCAUUCUUAUAACAUUUUUUUUCAUUUCCUUUUUUUCCUUUUUUAACUCUGUUUUUAUUCAGUGUGGCCCUAAUACUCAUUCAAAUGCAUGGAAUAAACACACAUUGAUGAGGGAAAAAAACAGGUAAUCAAUAAUUCAGGCAGUUUUUCAGAUCCCUGGCUCUAAAAAGAUUUGCCCACUUCAGUGAGAAGCUUUCUCUAACUUUCAGAUUAUCUAUAAUUUUAAAAAAUAUGGGGACACUUCCAGGAAAUAGCUCCUUCUAAACUACAAGUCGAAACAUCAUUAAAACAUGUUAACAACACCCAUCAUUCCCAUUAUUUCUCCUUGUUCAGGAAUGUAACAAUUCUUAUUCUAAUGUGUAUGUGAUGUUUUAAAAUAUAUUUUGUUCAAGCAGGAACGCUUCCUAUCAAGCCGAUUUGGAAGUGAAAUAAUUGUUGGAUCCACGUUAAAAGCUGGAAGCAGUGAAUUAAAAUUUACCUUUGGAAGAGAAACCACCAAUAAACAUUUCCAAAAGGAUGAAUAAUGUGCAUGGGAUUGUUUGAUAUCGUCAAUAGUGACUGUAUGAUCAUCUCUGAACAGUGCUACAGGAUUAACCACUGAAGAUGGUCUGCCGCUCCCUUGCUUGUCAUGGGAGUCACUCAAAGCAGGCUCUCGUUCUUCAUCUUUGAGUCUAGAGAGCCAUUUUUUGACUUUGCUUUAGCCUAUUGCGGCUUCCACGUACCUGUUUUACAGCCAUAUGAAAAAGUUUCGGUUCCUCUUCCAAAUAUAGAAAUUCAAUCUCAGUUCUCUGCUUCCGACAGUCAUCCAAAAAUUACAUUUCCAAAAUGGCUGACAGGAAGCAGACAGCCUUAAACAAAACUUUUUUAAAUAAACGUUCAAACAAUUAUUAAUCCAAUUAGUAGUAGAUAAAAAUGAGGUUCAGUCAGUUAUGAGGCCAAUUGAAUUUGACCUAGGAUUCACAGCUACAAAGCAUACAAUGUGUAAUUAGAGACAUGUUCUUCGGUGUUUUACAUAACAGUAUCACAAAUAGAUAAACUUUUUAGAAACACACAAUGUGGAACAUAUUUACUCCCACUUGAUUGUUGCAUUUAAUUUCCCUUCUUUUGGGGUGUCAGAUUUUGGAGUGUCAUUCUCCGUAAUUGCAUUCCCACCUGUGCAGUCCUGGAACAGAAAAAGUCCUUCACCAAACUCCUCCAACAGAGAUGGUGUAAGCAUAAAAUUAGCCAAACUCCAGAUUCAUUAUUGAACUGUAUCUCAAUAAUGAUGUCGUUCCGAAGUGUUAAAUUACUUGUCAUCUAUUGGGCAAAGAAAAGAAACUGAAGUCUAUUUGGAAAUAAAAACAAGCCCAAGUCACCCCUGACCAAGUAUUAUGUCUGUAGAAAUUUCUUUAUAGGCACUUUCUCAUUUGUGGUCCCGCACACUCGUGAAUUUUGCUCUCAAAGUUUUUUUUUUUUUCCAGAAUGUACCGUAUUUUCAUGACCAUAAAGUGCACUUAAAAGUCAGAAAUUUUUGCAUAAAUUGACGGGUUGUCUUAUCACACGGUGCACCUUAUUCCAUAGUUACCAUGCAUGCUAGUGUGUGUCUUAGCGUGCAUGCAUAUAUGAUGGCGCUCAUAAGGCAGUGAGGAACAAAUGCAAUUUUACAUGUGUAAGUAGAAGAAGCUUAUAUUUACCUUGACACUGACAGUGUAGGCAAGGCAUUAGUCGACAUUGUUUACACUCACAGCGUCAUAUUGAAACUAAUAUGAUCACACCAUAGCAAACAGAAUAGCUUAACUAUCAAAUUAUACAACAAAUAAAAAUGACUGAAGAAAUAAUUGACACAAAUCAUGCCCUUUAAAUGUUAUUUACAUCCUUAGUGCCGCAAAGCAUUGUGAGAGCAUGCUGGGAGGCUCUCUGCUGAGGUGUGAUCAUUUUCGUUUUAAUAUGAAACCCUGAGUGUAAGCGUUAGUGUAAGCCUCUUCUGCUUACAUAUGUAUUCUUCUCUUCCUUUUGGCUUGUCCCAAUAGGGGUUGCAACAGCGUGUCAACUUAGAUGAACGCAUAUUUGUUUGGCACAGUUUUACGCCAGUUGCCCUUCCUGCUUAAAUUUGUAAAAUUGCAAAUAUUUCUUACUGCCUCGUGAGCCCCACCAUGUGGUAGCAUACAUAGAUAAAUGCUAACCCAUGUUUGUUUGCAUGCUAUCUAUGUAACCAUCAUGUUUGGUUGUACUUUUAAGUACUGUAGCCACACGAAAAAUAUUUACAGAUUUUGGAACUCGGUGCACACAUAGCACGCUGUCCACUUUGGAGAAAAUGUAACACUUUUAAGGACGCCUUAUGGUCACGAAAAAUAUGGCAUUUAUCAUACAUUGGGUUUUUUUUUUUAACACAUUAUCAAGUUCAUCGAUUUUCGGGAUUCGGGGUGGGGGUGAGGGACAUAACCCCCCAAAUAAUGAGGGAACCCUGAAUUAUAGAUUUCAGUUUCAGAUGUGUUUUUACAGAUUAGGCUGUGGCUGUCUAUACUCAAUUCAGUUAGUCUCCCCAUCUGGUAAACCUCUUAAAAGCUGGUCCAUUUUUCUAGGAAUCAAAGAAACGGACAGUAUUUCAUUCACUGAAUUCACACACUGAAUUUGCUGUGGCACUGUCUCAAUUUACUGCAUUGGUGAUUCUGCAAUAUUUUGACAGGUGUUUACUGGUUUGCGUAAGCAUGGACUGUUUUUGCAGUUAUGUAACUCUCUAAAAUGUAUUUUUAUUUACAUGAACUGCAUAAGUGUUUAAAAUUUAAGGUCUUCAGACUUGAAAGUUAGCCUUUGGACAGCUUCAUCACAUACUUCAAAAUUGAUCAUUGUAACACUUGCUUUUGACUUCACUGGAGGUCAUUCCAAGAUUUUUGUUGCCUAUACAGUAAGUAGAUUAUUCAGGUAGCAUCUCACAGUGACAAAGAACUAUUACCAUGAAAAAAAAAUGAAACUGUUAACUUUCAGGGUUUUAGAAUCUGUUUUUAGAAUUUGGCUUUUUGUGGGGGUGGGGAGGGGUGUUAUCUCAUUAAAAUUAUAAAUCAUGUCUCUGAAUUUGAUAAUUAAUCAAUGCAAUAAUUGAAUUAAGAAUAGGUUUCUGAUACAGAAGUUCCUCCGAAAAGCAUUUUUGCCAGGUUAAGUCAAACUCCAUUUCAGUGAUGUCCUUGAUGUAAGCAGAAAUCUCCCCUGCAUGGGCAUUUCUGAAGCCUUUGGCUCUGUAUAUAGACCUGAUCAGGUCUUAUAGUGACCGAAGUUAUUGGUUCAAAUCCCAGCUACAACUGCCCAAAGAUCGAAGUGUCCUUAAUCAAGACACUGAACCCUUGUUUGCUCUCUCUGACCCGAGCAGCACCUUGGAUGGCAGAAUUCGCCCAGUGGUGUAUGAAUGUUAGUGGGUUCAUGUAAGGCUUUGUAAAACACCUUGGGUACUGUGAUGGUGUACCUAAACCACUAUUAAGUGCAGUCCAUGAACCAUUUUUACCAUUUAAAUCCAAAAUUUUAUAGCGGACGAAGAAAAAACACCUUUUUGAUGAAAAAAAAAAAAAGAACAAUAAUCUACAAUCCUUGUUUGAUGGAUAUGGUAUGGCUAUAGAGAAAUGUUUACAGUACUGGGUUUCAAAUAGUUUGGGGUUUUUAGAGGAAAAAUUGCUUGAUUAAAUUUGAUAGGUUUUCAAAUUUUGCGUGAAGAGACGAACAAUGGGUUGCCUUGUCUUUCUUUAUGGGAUGGGUCAGCAGGGUUCGAUAUGUGGAUAUACUAUAAGUGCGCCGCCAAUAUACAGCAGAAAAUGCCUUAAAACCUUCAGAGGCUAUAAUUCACAUUCAAGUGAAGUGAGUGUAUGCAGGGUCUUAGCCCCACCCUCAAGUUACCAGUGCAACUUUCUCAUACUGACCUACCUGUGAAAUGAUUAAUACCUCUCAGAACUGGUUACUGACUGUAUCAACAAAUUGCAUCAGGUGUUUUACUACAUGGUUUUUAAUUAAAUUAUAUCGACUGUUGUUUACUAGCAUGUUCUGGUGUAUCAUUUAUUGUAAAAUGUUAAAAUUACAGUGUCAUUUUUCUAGUUUUGUGUUACUGGUGUCCAUUUGAAAAGGCCCUAAUUUGCUUAUUCUCCAAGUUGUGUUUAAAUUUUAUAAUGCUAAAUGCUGUCACAAUUUAAAAACAUUGUAAAUACAUUGUGAAACCACCUCUUGAAUUCAUUUUAAUUAGCAGUGUUGUAUAAAUAGUACUGUAGCUUUUCUAUCCACCCUUUUGCUUGAUGAAAUAAACAUGCAUAUCACUGAGUUUUUUUACACAAGUUUA